CUACCGAUAUUCCUGAUCCAACGUCUCCUUAUAUUCCCAAAAGCUUUGUAAUUGCUCUAAGAGAUUAUAUAUCGGGUGUACAACAUUCUUCAAUCCCUCACCAUCAGGAACGUAUGCGUGAUUUUAAAAACACAAUUACUUUCGGUUCAUUGAAUAAUGAGAAUUGUCCAAAACAAGUUUCUUUAUUUGAAUGUACUCAAAAUUCCCUUCGGAGCUCUCAAUUAACCAUUUAUUCGGAUAUGGAUUUUGUUUCGGGAAUGAUUCAAGAUUUUGAUUUACUUAUCGGUCCUGCUAUCAAUAAUUAUCAAAUGUCUCGAACAACUUGGGCUGCUUUUUACGUUGAAAAGUACAUGCCAAUUCCUAAAGAUUACAAACCUGUCACUCCCGUUGUUCUUUCGGAUGAAGAUUAUACUUAUGAUAAGAUUUAUUCUCAUUUUCGUGGUGUUUUGGAUUGUCGAUUUAUUAGUAUUGAACAUUCACGUGCUGUCAAAGGAUUUAUUGUUGAUGCCGAUUGUGAUUAUUAA
This is a messenger RNA of Racocetra fulgida, 524 nucleotides long. NCBI's taxonomy places the organism in Eukaryota, Fungi, Glomeromycota, Glomeromycetes, Diversisporales, Gigasporaceae. The record is from the annotation of a GenBank genome assembly.